AUGCCCCAAGGUUAUGGGCAAGGUCAACAACAAGCUCCUCAACAACAAGGGCAAGGGGUUGGGAUGCAACAUCUCUUAAAUCAAAUGAAUCCCAACUUCUUGAAACAAUUUGCUCAAAAUUUCCCACAAGGAGUUCCCCCGAUGUUUCAACAAGGUGUACAACAACCAAUAGCGGCCCACUUAGCCCCAGAAUUUGAGGAAGAGGAUUGUAUUGUGUACCCGGGGGUAGAUGCCAACAACUUCGAGCUAAAGACAUCCCUUAUUCAAAUGGUUCAAGCCAAUCAAUUUGGGGGUGCAAGAGUUGAGGAUCCAAAGGCCCAUGUUGUACACUUUGAUAGGAUUUGCAACACAAUCAAGAUGAAUGGAAUUCCUACCGAUGCUAUCAAGUUGAGAUUGUUCCCUUUCUCAUUAAGGGAUCAAGCAUUAAGUUGGCUAAACUCUUUCUCGGCCAACCACUUGUUGACAUGGGAGCAACUAUACAAGGCCUUUAUGCAAGAAUAUUGCCCUCCUUCCAAGGCCGCAAAAUUGAAGAAACUUAUUCAAAACUUUCAACAAUUUGGAAAUGAAAAUCUACAUGAGGCAUGGAAAAGGUUCAAGGAUUUAAGGAGACAAUGCCCCAAGAACUUGCUUACUCCGGGGGACUUCAUAUCAUCUUUCUAUGAGGGACUAUUGGAUAGUUCCAAGAUCAUCAUCGACACAUCAUCUUAUGGAGGAAUUUUCAUGGAUAUGGGGCCAGAUUAUGGAGAACAAUUGAUAGAGAGAAUCACUUCCAACACGGAAUAUUGGUAUAAUGAGAGGAGUGAUCCGCCCAAGAGAGAAAAACCGGCCGGGAUGUUUGAGGUUGAUGACAAGAUGGCGGUGCAAGCACAACUAAACUCUAUCCAACACAUGUUGAAACAAAUGAUGCAAGGGCCGAAACAGAGUGUUCAAGCGGUUACUCAACCUCCACCCCAAGUUCCUUACAUGCCUACUCCCGUACUCUUAUCCUCAAUCUCCUUGCAAUUCACCGGGACCUCAAACCAAGGCUCAUCACAAAGUGUGGAACAAAUUGAUAUGAUUGGGUAUUCUAGACCCCAAGGCCAAGGUCAAGGCUACCAAAGUUUCGGGCAACAAGGAAUAAAUCAAUAUGGAAAUCAAUGGAAUAAUCAAGGAAGAAAUCCACCUCCGGGUUUUCAAGGGAACCAAGGCAAUAGAGGAGGGAAUCAAGGAAUUCAAUGGAGAGGAAACCAAAAUCAAAAUCAAUGGAACCAACAAGGAACCUCUCAACCUCCUCAAGACCCAGAUAUGAAAUCUUUUAUGACCAUGAUGAUGAACCAAAUGGGCAAGCUACAAGCCGAGGUGGAGAAUCUUAGAACUCAAUGCGGUGGAAACAAACAAGAACCUCCUCAAGCACCGUCUUCUAGUGGUAAACUACCGGCCACCACCGAAAAUCCAAGACACCAAGUUAAUGCCGUCACCACUAGGAGUGGAUUAGCAUUGAAAGACCCUCCUUACCCCACCGAUGAUCGAACUCAAGAAGGAGAGGUGGAGGAGGAUGUAAAUGAGCAAGAAAAAGGUGACAAGGAAGAGGAGAUAGUGGUUGAAAGUGAUAAUGAAGAGGAGCCUUCGAUUCAAAAAGACAAGUCAAAAGGAAAGGCUCCCGUGCUAGAACAAAGUGCCUGA
This is a messenger RNA of Ipomoea triloba (trilobed morning glory), 1662 nucleotides long. RefSeq lists its product as uncharacterized. The transcript is spliced from 2 exons. Bases 1 to 1662 code for a protein of 553 amino acids. The record is from RefSeq and is a predicted model, not a curated record. NCBI's taxonomy places the organism in Eukaryota, Viridiplantae, Streptophyta, Magnoliopsida, Solanales, Convolvulaceae.